AUGAUGGACUAUGCCGGAUCUCAAAACUCCAAUGUUCCCACCAAACGGCGUAAUAGCAAUCCUUUGCUUUCAGGUCUCACAGAAACUGUCAGUAUCUCUUCUGGCCAACAAGCCGAAGCUGUCCUUUCUAUAACUUCUCAACAGCAGGCUGGACUGCCUUCUUCACUCGACUUAGUUGGUCCUGUCAUUCAGCAGUCUAGUGUCGUGACAACUGGGACUGGCACAGUUGUUUCUAACCCGGCAAUUGCAUCACCAUCGACUAUCCCACCUUCUAUCACUUCUCCAUUUACUGGAGGCACUGUAAGUUUAAAGAUUUCAAUGCAAAUUUAUGUCAGUGUAUUUCCGAACAAGUUAAAGCCAUAUUUAAAUUCCAUAACGGCCGAUUGCUAA
This is a messenger RNA of Protopolystoma xenopodis, 390 nucleotides long. The record is from the annotation of a GenBank genome assembly. NCBI's taxonomy places the organism in Eukaryota, Metazoa, Platyhelminthes, Monogenea, Polystomatidea, Polystomatidae.